Molecule: messenger RNA, 1703 nt
Organism: Exophiala viscosa
Lineage: Eukaryota; Fungi; Ascomycota; Eurotiomycetes; Chaetothyriales; Herpotrichiellaceae
Exons: 2
Coding region: 212-1528 (438 amino acids)
Biological process (GO): regulation of transcription by RNA polymerase II
Molecular function (GO): zinc ion binding; DNA-binding transcription activator activity, RNA polymerase II-specific
Source: RefSeq, a predicted model, not a curated record
UUCCAGUGUCCAAUCUUGUUGAUAGAGUCAAAGCGGUGAGAUGCUUUUCACUUCCCACGGCAGAUAAGCAGCGACGCCCAGAGACAAAGGUCCAGCAAACGCCUUCAGAGUGAAUAUGUCAGCUUGACUUUGUCCCUUGCUCUGAUAUCAUCAUCCUCCUGUGCUGUCCCAUGUGAAUCAAGGUAAAUCUCACGGCAUAAAUCGAUUCCAAAUGCCGUCACGUCGAUCGCAUACAAAAUCUCAUCAUGGGUGCAAGCAGUGCAAGGCCAGGAGGGUCAAGUGCGAUGAAACGAGUCCGCAAUGUCAACGCUGCGUCAAGCGGCAGAUCACUUGUUCAUUCCUAGUAGAUGGCCCGGAGGGAUUCUCGUCCACUCCCACGAAUCUGAGUCUACAAGAUGCUUCCACACCGAAAAGUCACGAUUAUGCGCCUUCAGAGAUAGACCAGGCGCCUCACGCACCGCCAGCCACAUCCCGACCCCAGUCUGCAAUCAUUGCCGGCAUCGAGAGUCCACAAGACCUGAAUCGCUUCAAUCUCCUGGAUCUCGAGCUUAUCCAAUUUUAUUCGACGCGAACGUACAUCACCAUGUCUUCGAGACUGUCCACGCAUGUGGUAUGGCGAGAUACCGUCUUUGCAGAGGCCUUGCGCCACGACUUCCUCUUGCAUGGCUUGAUGGCUACUGCAGCACUUCACAAGGCGACAACGCAAUCGAAAACAUCUGAUGCAUCUGCCGAAUACUCGAAAGUCGCGCUGGCUCACCAGAACGCCGCCCUCGCCAAUUACAUCCCGGCUGUCACCAAGCCUAACCAAGAAAAUGGCAUUGCCCUAUUUUGUCUAUCAUUGUUCUUGACUAUCUGGGCUUUUGCGUCCAAGCGACUUCCCGAGGGGUUGAACAGCGUGAAGAUUGAUUUCGGUCAAAGUGAAUCCCCCGGCAUCACACUCCCACCUCAUUCGCCAACACUGGAGUUUGUCGAGAUUAUAAUGAUCCUUAGAGGUAUAUAUGCGGUGAUCGGAGAAACAAAUCCAUGGCUACAGGGCGAGAUCGAAGAGCUACUGCGCUUCCCUACAUCUCCAGACCUACCACCCCAUUCGGCCGAGGUCAUCGAAGCUUUUGACUUGCUUGCCCAAGCUCCGAUAGAUCCCCAGGUGAUGCCCGCCAAGGACGAAGAUGAGGCAUCUGCAACCAUGAACACACUUUUCCACCAGCGAUUAGACCAUCUGCGAGACGUUUCGCGGUGUCGUUCGGUUGUGGAGUGGGAUGGCCACAUAUUCUCAUGGUUCAUAAUGGCGCCCACCACCUAUAUCCAGUGUCUGAAGAGAGCCAACCCUUUGGCUUUGAUCUUGUUCGCACACUGGGCUGCCAUGUUUCGCUGCAUGGAUCAUCAUUGGUGGGCACAGGGAUGGGCAUACAGCCUGGUGGUCGAUAUUUCCGAUCUUCUUGAUCCUCACUGGGCUCGAUAUCUGGAUUGGCCUAGAAGACAGAUUGGCCUUGUCUUCCAAGAUAACAACCAUUUUGAAGGGCGAAGAUAGCUUGCAAGUUGGCUCUGACCUCAGGUCCGGCAAUGGUUUCGCAAAACUAGGAGAAGAUUUCUAAUGUCAAUGCCGACACCCGUGGUCUGCCUACGAGGGAGUGGCAUUUUCCAAUCGUUCUGGGAGUGGCGCAGUCGCUCUUGCUCCAGAUCAGAAGCAUCGCGCUUGCACCAUU